UCUCUCCACGGUUCUGGGAAGGAGGUGGGGUCUGGUGAAUUUAGGGCGGGGCAGGAAAUCUAUUUAAGCCCCUCCUCUCACCUGAUUCCCACCUGGUGGCUAAGUCCCGCCCCCCCCCCACCUGUCUAUAACUAACCUCACCCCCUCUAUAAAUUCCUCCAGCCUCCCCUUUCCCCCUUUCCUGUGCCCUGGGGGGGAGCCUGACCCACUGCGGUAGCUUGUCUCUGGGUGACCGGGCCCCCCUGCCAUGUCCACCGAGAGCUCCCCCCUCCUGAGUUACCGGCUCUUCAGUGUGGUGGAUGAGGGGGAGAUGCCGGGGACCCAGGAAGAGGCCCCCCUGGUGGGGGGGGACAUGGGAGGCGCCGCGGGCCCCCCGCACCCCGAUCCGGCUCGGCGGCUCUCCACCUUCUUCGGCGUCGUGGUGCCCACCGUCCUGUCGAUGUUUAGCAUCGUCGUCUUCAUGCGUGUGGGGUUCGUGGUGGGGCACGCCGGGUUCCUGCAGUCGCUGCUCAUGCUGGUGGUGGCGUAUGUCAUCAUCCUGCUGACCGUCCUGUCCGUCUGCGCCAUCUGCACCAACGGCGCCAUCCAGGGGGGCGGGGCCUACUUCAUGAUCUCGCGGACGCUGGGCCCCGAGUUCGGGGGCAGCAUCGGCCUCAUGUUCUACUUGGCCAAUGUUUGCGCCUGCGGGGUCUACAUCCUGGGGCUGGUGGAGGCCGUGCUGGACGUCUUCGGGGCAGAGGGAACGGACCCCCCCGGCGCCCGCGCCCUGCCCCAGGGGUAUUUCUACAGCUUCCUCUACGGGUCGGUGGUGCUGCUGCUCUGCCUGCUGGUCUGCCUGGUGGGGGCCCGGAUCUACGCCCGGGCCGCCUUCCUCAUCUUCCUGGUGGUCAACCUGGUGCUGGUGGCCAUUUUCGUCAGCUUCGUGGCCGUGGGGCCCCGCCAGGUCCCCGUCGCCCGGGACGCCAACCACACCUUCAACGCCAGCUUCACCGGCUUCCGCCUGGCCACCCUGCGUGCCAACCUGCCGGCCAUGUACUCCCGUGAUUACACCACCAACAACGUCAUGACGUUCGCCACCGUCUUCGCCGUCAUGUUCAACGGCUGCACCGGGAUCAUGGCCGGCUCCAACAUGUCGGGGGAGCUGAGGAACGCCAGCAGCUCCAUCCCCAAGGGCACCAUCAUCGCUGUGGUUUACACCUUCAUCAUCUACUUCCUCCUGUUCCUCAUGACCAGCUUCACCUGUGAGAGGACACUGCUGAAGGAAGACUACGGCUUCUUCCGUUCCAUCAACCUGUGGCCGCCCCUGGUGCUGGUCGGGGUUUACGCCGCCUCCCUCUCGGCCUCCAUGAGCUCCCUCAUCGGGGCCUCCCGCAUCCUGCACGCGCUGGCCAAGGACGACCUGUUCGGCAUCGUCCUGGCUCCGGCCAAAAUCGUCUCCAAAGGGGGUAACCCCUGGGUGGCCGUUCUGUACACCUGGGCCCUGGUGCAGCUGGUGCUGUUCGCGGGGAAGCUGAACACCAUCGCCGGGAUCGUCACUGUCUUUUACUUGGUGGCCUACGCGGCCGUGGACCUGGCCUGCCUGGCGUUGGAGUGGGCGUCCGCCCCCAAUUUCCGCCCCACCUUCCAGCUCUUCAGCUGGCACACCUGCCUGCUGGGCAUCGCCAGCUGCCUGCUCAUGAUGUUCCUCAUCAGCCCGGCGGGCGCCUCGGGCAGCCUGGUGCUGAUGCUGGCGCUGCUGGGCUUCAUCCACCUGCGGGCGCCCGCCAGCUCCUGGGGCUACAUCAGCCAGGCCCUCAUCUUCCACCAGGUGCGGAAGUACCUGCUGCUCCUGGACGUGCGCAAGGAGCACGUCAAGUUCUGGCGCCCCCAGAUGCUGCUGAUGGUGGCGAACCCCCGGAGCGGGGCCCAGCUCGUCCGCUUCGUCAACGACCUCAAGAAGGGGGGGCUCUUCGUGCUGGGCCACGUGGAGAUCGGCGAGCUGGACACGAUGCCCUCCGACCCCAUCCAAGCUCACUACAAUUUCUGGCUCAGCCUGGUGGAUAAACUCAACGUGAAGGCGUUCGUGGAUCUGACCCUCUCGCCUUCAGUCCGGCAGGGGACCCAGCACCUGCUGCGCAUCACGGGGCUCGGCGGCAUGAAGCCCAACACGCUGGUGCUGGGUUUCUACGACGCCUGCGUCCCCGACGACUACUUCCUCGGCGACCCGGCCUUCAGCCAGGCCCGGGAGAACGACCACUUCGGGGUGGACCUGCCGGCCCUGCAGGCCCACUUCCCCCCGGUGCGCGGGGCCGGCGCCCCCAAAGCCCUGCCCCCCGCCGAGUACGUGGCCCUGGUCUCGGACGCCGUGAAGAUGCACAAGAACGUCUGCCUGGCCCGCUACUUCCCGCGGCUGGAGAAGGAGCGGCUCCUCUCCUCCAAGGCCGAGGGCUGCUUCGUGGACGUGUGGCCCCUCAACCUCCUGCGCCCCGACACCCCGGCCUACGUGGACGUCUGCAGCCUCUUCCUGCUGCAGCUGGCCUGCAUCCUCACCAUGGUCAGCUCCUGGCGGGCCGCCGGCCUGCGGCUCUUCCUCUGCGUGGAGUCGGGCGACCGCGGCUGGGUGGCCAAGGAGGAGAAGCUGAAGGAGCUGCUGGGCAAGCUGCGGAUCAAGGCGGCCAUCCGGGCGGUCACCUGGGACCACGUGGUGGCCCUGCACGGCCCGCGGCCGGCGGCCGGCGAGCCCUUCCUCAACCCGCCGCGCCGGGUGACGGACGAGUACCUGGCGGCCGUCAACGCCUUGGUGCUGCAGCAAGGGGGGCAGGUGGCCGUCCGGUUCCUCUACCUGCCCCGGCCGCCGGCCGACACCUCCAUGUACGAGCGGUACCUGGAGCAGCUGGAGAUCCUCACCCGGGACUUGGGGCCCACCCUGCUGGUGCACGGCCUCACCCCCGUCACCUGCACCGAGCUCUGAGGGGGGGGGGGCGCCCCUGCACCCCCGGCCGUGCCGGAGGAGGACAGUGGGGCAGGACCUUGGAGAUGGUCUCCAGCUCCCGGCGAGGGCCUGGGGAACUCCUGGAGACCGCGCGCCGGGGAGUGGCGGCCUGGAUC
Messenger RNA from Mauremys mutica (yellowpond turtle), 3087 nucleotides. RefSeq names its product solute carrier family 12 member 9 (gene SLC12A9). Gene Ontology annotation, biological process: cell volume homeostasis; potassium ion homeostasis; chloride transmembrane transport. Gene Ontology annotation, cellular component: membrane. The record is from RefSeq and is a predicted model, not a curated record. NCBI's taxonomy places the organism in Eukaryota, Metazoa, Chordata, Testudines, Geoemydidae. Gene Ontology annotation, molecular function: potassium:chloride symporter activity.